Geodia barretti is the source of this 1032-nucleotide messenger RNA. The record is from the annotation of a GenBank genome assembly. Lineage: Eukaryota; Metazoa; Porifera; Demospongiae; Tetractinellida; Geodiidae.
GCGGGAAAAAAGAUGGCGGCGAGGACGAUGCGAGCGAGAGACCGACUGGGAGGCGCUCAGCCGCUGGAAGACGAAUCAGAUACGGACGGAGUCGACGGGGAAGCGAGCGUAAAGAGUUUCGUAUCGUCGAAGCUCUACGCGACGCUCCUGGUGCUCCCGGGAAUAAUUCUCUACGUCUACAUCCUGUACAUCAUCUUAGCGAACCUCCUCUACCCGUGCUCUCUUAGUCCUUUCUUCCCUCGCAACCGCUCCUCAUCCUCCGCUACUUCUGAUACAGAUGAAAGCGCGGGUUCCCUUUGUUCCCUGAGGAGUGCAAUUCUAAAUAAUGCCGCCCUCCUCGUUCUCUUCGCGGCGCAGCACUCGCUGAUGGCCAGCAACGGUUUGAAACAGCUGUGGAACACUUUAGGGCUGUCGGCAAUAUCGAGACUUAUGUACGUCUUCUCAACAUGCUGUACCAUACAGCUUAUCCACCAUUUCUGGACUCCAACUCCCGCACACACCCUAUGGGAGUGCCAUGGCUACCUCCUAACACUGUCACUCAAGGCUGUUCACAGUGGCUGCUGGCUCUCAAUCGCCUGUUCUCUCUUUACCAUCGACUACCUCGAACUACUGGGCAUCAAGCAGUUGUACUAUUCCUACAACGGUUUCGGCGAUCCCCUCCACUACAAGUCGGCCGAACAGCAAUAUCUUCUUCGCCACAUGCGCACCAAUCAUGAGCGACCUCGUAUCCCCUCAUGCGGCCGUGACCCGUAAUGUCCUGCGACAGGCUACUCCUUGCGUGAUGCUACCGCUCUACUUGGCCUGGGCUAGCGGGAUCAGUGCACUGACAUGAAGUACGUUAGGACGCAGUUUUAAUCAACAAGUGGAGACAAUUGCUGAAGGAUCAUCUAGGUGAAUUUCUGAACUUUUUUCUGUGUGUUACACUUCCUGCUACAUUUCCUCUCUUAGUCAUCAUGUUUCCCCCUCAACUCAUGUAUUGUCUUGUAUACAUUGUAUACAGCAUUCAGAAUUUGUUAACCUUUUCUGAAAGGA